CGGAAGGCGCCCGGGGCGCGGAGCGGCUGCAAACUUUGCGCGCCCGCCAUGGGGGACGAGGACGACGAGGAGGCGGCGGCGUUCGAGCGGCACUGGCGCGCCGAGUUCCCCGGGGAGGCGGUGCCGGCGCUGCGCCUGGGCUCGGCGACCGCCCUGCAGGAGGAGCUGGGCCGGUGCCGGCGGCGGCUGCGGCGGCUGGAGCGGGCCCUGGCCGAGGAGAAGUUCACGCGGGGCUACCUGGAGGCGGCGCUGCGCCGGCCGCCAACCCCAGCGGGAGGAAACGCCGAGGGGUCGGUGCCUGCGCCCGGCCAGGAGCGCCCUGCCUCGCCGCCCCGGGAAGCCCAGCCGCCGCCAACGCGCCCGCCCGGGAAGCGGGAGUCGCCGGGCUGCAGCAGCGACGGGGCCGGCAGCAGCUCGGAGCGCGAGGAUGCCUCCUCGGCAGAUUUUAACUACGGCACAGAGGACUAUGAUGCAGAGGGCAACGAAGAGCCCAAAGUGCCGCCUGGUGGCUCGGAGACCAUGCCAUACAUUGACGAAUCGCCCACCAUGUCCCCCCAGCUCAGCGCUCGUAGCCAAGAAGGCGGCGGUGACGGCAAUGAUGGCAUUUCGCCCACGGCUCCUGAGGAGCUGGGCAUAGUGGGCGAACGUGAUUCCGGUAGAGGCCUGGAGAUGCGAAAGUUGGUGCUUUCAGAUUUCUUGGCCAGCGAGGAGAUCUAUAUAAACCAGCUGGAGGCUCUCUUGCUUCCCAUGAAGCCCCUGAAGGCCACAGCCACCACCUCCCAGCCGGUCCUCACUACCCAGCAGAUUGAGACCAUCUUCUAUAAGAUCCAGGACCUCUAUGAAAUCCACAAGGAGUUCUAUGACAGCCUUUGCCCCAAGGUCCAGAACUGGGACAGUAGCGUUAUCCUGGGUCAUCUCUUCCAAAAGUUGGCUAGCCAGCUGGGCGUUUACAAGGCUUUUGUGGACAACUACAAAACUGCCCUCGAGACAGCGGAGAAAUGCAGCCAGAGUAACAAUCAGUUCCAGAAAAUCUCAGAGGAGCUGAAGGUAAAGGGCCCCAGAGAUUCCAAAGAGAGCCACACCUCCAUCACUAUGGAAGCACUGCUGUAUAAGCCUAUAGACCGUGUCACUCGGAGCACUCUUGUAUUGCACGACUUGCUCAAGCAUACGCCAUCUGACCACCCGGACUACCUGUUGCUCCAAGAUGCCCUCCGGAUCUCCCAGAAUUUUCUCUCCAGCAUCAAUGAGGACAUUGAUCCCCGCAGGACAGCAGUCACCACUCCCAAAGGGGAGACACGGCAGCUGGUCAAGGAUGGCUUCUUGGUGGAGAUGGCUGAGGGAUCCCGCAAACUGCGCCACGUCUUCCUCUUCACGGAUGUGCUUCUCUGUGCCAAGCUGAAGAAAACGGCAGUGGGGAAACAGCAGCAGUAUGAAUGCAAGUGGUACGUGCCCUUGGCAGAACUGGUGUUCCCCUCUCUCGAAGAGCUGGACCCCUGCCCGCAUGUCCACGCCAUGCCGGACCACGAUUUGGAGGACAUGAAGAUAAAGAUUUCCUCUAUGAAAAGUGAGGUGCAGAAGGAGAAGGCCAACAAGGGGCAGAGCCGAGCCAUGGAGCGCUUGAAAAAGAAGAUGUUCGACAACGAAUUCUGGCUUCUGCUCAAUUCGCCUUCCAUCCCCUUCCGCAUCCAUAACCGCAAUGGGAAAAGUUACUUGUUCCUGCUUUCCUCUGACUAUGAGCGGUCAGAAUGGAGAGAGGCCAUCCAGAAGCUGCAAAAGAAAGACCUCCAGACCUUCGUGCUCAGCUCUGUGGAGCUGCAAGUGCUCACGGGCUCCUGCUUCAAGUUACGCACUGUGCACAAUCUUCCCGUCACCAGCAAUAAGGAUGAUGACGAACCUCCAGGGAUGUAUGGCUUCUUGCACGUCAUCGUCCACUCUGCCAAGGGCUUCAAACAGUCUGCCAACCUUUACUGCACGCUGGAAGUGGACUCCUUUGGGUACUUCGUCAGCAAAGCCAAGACCCGUGUGUUUCGUGACACGACCGAGCCCCAGUGGAACGAGGAGUUCGAGAUUGAGCUGGAGGGGUCACAGUCGCUGCGGAUCCUCUGCUACGAGAAAUGUUAUGACAAGACCAAGCUGAACAAGGAUGACAACGAAAUUGUGGACAGGAUUGUGGGCAAGGGGCAAGUCCAGCUGGAUCCCCAGACAGUGCAGACCAAGAAUUGGCACAUGGAUGUGAUUGAGAUGAAUGGGAUCAAAGUGGAGUUCUCCAUGAAGUUUACAAGCCGGGACAUGAGCCUCAAGAGGACCCCAUCGAAAAAGCAAACAGGAGUUUUUGGAGUGAAAAUCAGCGUUGUCACUAAGCGGGAACGCUCCAAAGUGCCAUACAUCGUACGCCAGUGUGUGGAGGAAGUGGAGAAGCGGGGCAUCGACGAAGUGGGCAUCUAUCGUAUCUCAGGGGUGGCCACCGACAUCCAGGCCUUGAAAGCCGCUUUUGACUCGAAUAACAAAGACACCCUGGUGAUGCUCAGCGACAUGGACAUCAACGCCAUUGCGGGCACCUUGAAGCUGUACUUCCGCGAACUCCCGGAGCCCCUCCUGACGGACCGACUUUAUCCCACUUUUAUGGAAGGCAUCGCGCUCUCUGAUCCAUCAGCCAAGGAGAACUGCAUGAUGCACCUUCUACGCUCCCUGCCAGAUCCCAACCUCAUCACUUUCCUCUUCUUGCUGGAACACUUGAAACGGGUGGCUGAGAAGGAGCCUGUCAACAAAAUGUCGCUGCACAAUCUGGCCACUGUGUUUGGCCCAACGUUGUUGAGACCUUCCGAGGUGGAAAGCAAGGGGCAUCUCAGUUUGGCCUCAGACAUCUGGUCCCAUGACGUCAUGGCACAGGUCCAAGUGCUACUGUACUACCUGCAGCACCCGCCCAUCACCUUUGCCGAGCUCAAACGCAACACUCUCUACUUCUCCACGGAUGUGUAGCCCCUGGGCUGUGUGGUCACCCACAUUUUCUGAGUGAAAGGGACGCAGCACAGACUUGGACUCUGUACCCCACCCCCCGACCGUGUUGAGGACGUUGUGCUGCCUUGGGAUGUACGCUGACCGCACUUGUUGGACAGUUUUGUACAAACCACUUGCCAGCCCUGCACUCUUUCUCUGGACAGAAGUCCAGUCUCUGGUACAUUUUUAUUGAUAACUCAGCUGUUGCAGACAGGAGCGAGUGACAGAAGAGGACCAGGGGCAGGUUGUGUGUGUGUGUGGGGGGGGGGCUUUCUGGUCCAUCCAUGUCUUUGUAUGUCAUCUUCUAACAGAGCUUUACUGUAACCCAGUCUCCACGCACCCCACCCUGCUUUGCCUUGUUCCAGCUCAGAACCUACAGCACUUGUUGUUUUUGCCCUUCUCCCUUGUGGCCUGCAUGUGUGGUGCCUUGCUUAAUUUUCCUGUUUUUCCUCCCCUUCCGCUUUUCUUUCUUUUGGUCUCCGCUCUGCCUGCUUGGCUAUGCAGACGGUGGAUCCCAGUGGCUGAAUUCUGUGUUCCCUCCUCCGCUGCCAGCCAGCCCUGGUUUGCGAAAGUUCCGCAUGGACAGCUGAAGGUGUUUUUUUUCCAUGUCCGGCGUCUCCAGGUUCCUUUUCUGAUGCUAGAGAGCCCUUCUCCUAUGAUUCCAGCCUCUUGCGGUUUGGGGAGGGGGGAGCGGCUGUGUAUUUUGGAAAGUGUGGAUUCAUUCCCUCUUCUCAUUUUGUAAAGAGGUUUUAAGGUACCCUGCUGGAGGGGAUGGGAAGUGGCUUUGCUUGCUAGACUUAGACAUGGCUGGAUGCUCUGUGUGCGCGCGUGUGUGCAUGUGUGUACAUGUACACUAUUGCUGGCUUAGCUUCCCCUUCCAUUUAUUUAUGAUGACUUCUCUUGGGACGAGUUCAGUCUUAUUCUUCUGCAAAAGAGAGCCAGCCUUCCGGUGGCAACUUGAGCCUUUCCCAAAGAACGUUGGCUGGACGAAGACAUGUUAGGAGGGUGAGAACGCUGCUUGCCCGCCAAGGACCUUUGCCUUCUCUGACUGCACAUGGCCUUCACCAGCCAAGAAUUGCCACGGAGGCAGCAAGUCUUUCUUUACCCUCUCUCUCAGAUACAUUCCAUGGCAUGGGUGUAGAAUACAGUGGUCUCUCAGUCUUGCUCAGCACCACUACAGGAUUCAUCUAGGCAGGCCUAAGUGGCAUCCAAGGCGCAGGUUUUAGCCCUCCGAGGUUUCAGUUUUCUCUCUGUGAUGAGUAAAAGAUGAGUAGCCAAGGGGCUGCCUUGUGCCUGCCCGAACAGGUACGGUGCCUGCCUAGUCAGUGGGGGAACAGUUUAUUCUGCCUUGUUUUCAGAAAGCCUCUAUCCUGGUCUCAGGACAGGCCAGAUACCAGUUUUCUUUUGACAGCUUAGUGUGUUGAAGGCAUGCUUGUGAUUAAUAAAAACAGAAUGGAAGGAGUGCUCCAUUUCUCCAUGUUAACUCCUCCUCCUGGUUGGAACCCUUCAGGGAUAACAGCUUCCAGGGAAAGGGGCUGUUUGCAUCCCUUCUCCAUAAAGAACAAGUCUUCAUCAUCUGCAGUUUGACAGGUCCAGAUAUUGCUCUACACUCAGCAGAAAGCCCUCUUGUAGUUUGUAGCUGACUUCUAGGUAGAAAUAACAAAAGGAGGACUUCCUCAUCUGCCCCAGAAUCCUAAUCGGCUUUGAUCAUGUUUCUGCCAGCUGAGCUGGAGAUGACAUGGCAUCGUUUAGGGGCCAGAGAUUUUACUUGCCCAAGUACCAGGCUUUGUACUUGGGCGAGGUUUUAACCCUACUGCACAAGAGAGAUUUCUUGGUCUGCAUACAUCUGUACAUGUCCAUUGCAGACAGAGAAUAUGGGAACCAGACAACGUUUUCCCUAUCCCGAAUGGUUAACUAUGAUACCAGCAGAGAUUAAAUCCCCCCCUCCCACAAUCGCAGUUGCUCUUUCUAUCUCGAUUUUUCUGAUGGGGGGGCAGGAGAGACUAAUGCUCCUGAAGCUACAGCUAAAGUAGAAACUGUUAAUAUUUGAAUUGUUUAAGGAUAUAUUAUAUAAAUAUAUAUAUAUAUAUUUUUGGCUGUGUUCUGUUUCAGGUUUUUUUCCCUGUAGAUGACAAACUUUAAAUGGCUGUAAACCAUGUGAGGAGGUUAAAAAUGUUAAUAAAAUGCAAAGCCCAGAUAUUUGCACAAAUUACACCGAAGGGGCUGUAUGUCAAAUCUAUCCAGAGCAGCAGCUGCAAAUGGUUCCGUGUCAUUGGACAGGCCCGUGUUCAGAUACUCUGCCACAGCAUAGGAGUUGGGCAAAACAUCCCCAGGCAUGGG
Molecule: messenger RNA, 5337 nt
Organism: Eublepharis macularius
Lineage: Eukaryota; Metazoa; Chordata; Lepidosauria; Squamata; Eublepharidae
Gene: ABR
Product: ABR activator of RhoGEF and GTPase
Exons: 23
Coding region: 49-2979 (976 amino acids)
Biological process (GO): protein phosphorylation; intracellular signal transduction; positive regulation of GTPase activity
Cellular component (GO): membrane
Molecular function (GO): guanyl-nucleotide exchange factor activity; GTPase activator activity; protein serine/threonine kinase activity
Source: RefSeq, a predicted model, not a curated record